GCAGCAGCAUCUGCGCAGUUCUUAUAGAACACACACCUUGACCCUGACCUUUUAGCUCCAGCUUUCAGACGACGCAAAGGCAAGAUGAAGAAGCAUUUGCUUUUCUGGGGAGUCCUGGCCAUUUUGGUUAAGGCCCUUCUUGUGACAGCCCAAGACGAAGAAGAAAGGAUUGUUCUUGCCAAAAACAAAUGUAAGUGUGCCAGCGUUAGUUCCAGGAUCAUCCCUUCUCCCGAAGAUCCCAGCCAAGACAUUGUGGAGAGAAACAUCAGAAUUAUUGUUCCUGUGAACAACAGGGAGAAUAUCUCUGAUCCCACCUCACCACUGAGAACCAAAUUUGUGUACCACUUGUCCGACAUCUGUAAAAAAUGUGAUUCUACAGAAGUGGAACUGGACAACCAAGUGGUUACUGCCUCCCAGAGCAAUAUCUGUGAGGAAGACGAUGAGGUCUGCUACACUUACGACAGAAACAAGUGCUAUACAAACAGGGUCCCGUUUUCGUACGGUGGUAAGACCAUCAUGGUGGAGACAGCCUUGACCCCCGAGUCCUGCUAUCCUGACUGACUGAAGCCAUUGCCGACCGCACAGCUGCUUAUCUUCAAAGGCUCUCCAUUUUGAUCCAGAAAGUUAAUAUAUUUACUGCCAAUGAAUUUGAAACCACAAUUUUUUGAUAAUGUUAAACUAUCCCCACCCCCAAGUGAUUGAAAUAGUAACAUUGUUAUUUUUAUUAGGUAAUUACUUCUCAGCUCUAAGUAUUGUAUGUUCACAUUCUGAGUGUUGAAAUCUCUUACUUGCCUGAAGGGGUAUAUGUUAAGAAUAUAAUUUCUAACAUUUAAAAAAAUAGACAAGGAGAGAAAGUAAAACUCAAGGUUAAAAAUCAGGAUACAGAAUUAAUUUUUUUUUUUUGCUUUGCCUUGGAGAGCCAGAGCUUUUGCACAUUCCAUGCUAUUGUCUUCAAAGAAAGUAAAACUGUGUAGAGAAAAGUGCUAUGUAAACACAGGUGAUUAUAGGUCUUCAUUAGAAAAUGAUUGGAAAACGUGUUUUAGAAAUACUUACAAAAAUAAAAUUGGAUCCUUUAUAUUUGUGAUACCAGUGAGCUGACAUAAUUAUAUGCAUAAUUGAAAAAUAUGUUUUGACAUAACAGAUUUGGUAGCAGAUGAUACAGAUUUUUUUUUGGAUAAUUUUUUUUUAAUUUUUAUAAUCAGGCCAGUGUAAGAAAUUUCCACUGGAAAUCACCAGUGUUGUAACUGAAUCUAAUGAAGUAUGUGUUCCAAAAUAUGUAUUCUCUAGCACAGUUUGAACAAUUAAAUAGAUCCUUAAGCAUA
Molecule: messenger RNA, 1322 nt
Organism: Miniopterus natalensis
Lineage: Eukaryota; Metazoa; Chordata; Mammalia; Chiroptera; Miniopteridae
Gene: JCHAIN
Product: joining chain of multimeric IgA and IgM
Biological process (GO): humoral immune response
Cellular component (GO): pentameric IgM immunoglobulin complex
Molecular function (GO): immunoglobulin receptor binding
Source: RefSeq, a predicted model, not a curated record